Molecule: messenger RNA, 1017 nt
Organism: Dentiscutata erythropus
Lineage: Eukaryota; Fungi; Glomeromycota; Glomeromycetes; Diversisporales; Gigasporaceae
Source: the annotation of a GenBank genome assembly
AUAAAACAUAAUGAUAUACUUAAACAACUUUUAAAUUUACCUGAUUACCAAAUUUUUGAUGCAUCUACACUUCUUCAAACAAUGACAUAUUCUCGGGAAAAUCGUAAAGAAGAAAUAAUUUCUGCCUAUUUACAAAAAAAGGCUUGUGAGUUUAUAGGAACUAGUUUUUAUAAACAUGAUUACACUAUUAAUAUAUUAAAAUCAAAAAUUAAAAAAUUAAAACAAAAGAAUCGGCGUUUAAAAAGACUUAAAUCUGAAUCUAGACUUCAAUCUUCUUUUAAUACUCAUUCACUUUCCAUGAAAAUAGCAAGAUCCAAACAAUCUAAACAAAAACAAGUUUCAAAAAUUUGGGCUUCUGUUCGUAAAGCGAAAAAAAUUUGCCCUGUUCAAUUCCAAUGUCUUCAAUAUUGCCUAGAAAAUAUUUAUGAAUUAUUUGGCAAUGAGUUAAAUGAUGCUAAAUGUGAGUUGAAUGCAAUAGACUUUGAAAAUUUCCAUACAUCAUUAUAUACUGGAAUAGAAAGUACAUUAAAUGGAUUCAUUAAAUGGAUGAAAACCUGGAUUCACUUACCCCUUUCUGUUUGUCGAUUAGGUGGUGUAAAUGGACCUGAAUUUGCUUGUACUUUUUUAAUUGUAUUUUUCAAUAAAAAUUUUUUAAAAGCUCCUACCCCAAAAGAGAUUUCUUAUAUCAAGCUUUUGAAAGAAGACCUAUCUAGUGGAUGUUUGAACACUUUUGGGCUAUUAAAAGCGUUAGCACAUCACGAUUUUUUUGAAGAAUUUGAGGCCUUUGCUGGUUCUGAUGAAUCACGUAUUCAACUUUCGGGUUUGGACAGUGGAGUUCAAAAAAUUUCUCAAGAUAUAUUGCGAAGUAUACGGAAAGAAAUUAAUAAUUCUAAAGGCACUAAGCAAUUAGAAUUAGAAAGUGUCGAGUUUCUAAAGAAGAAAAGGCUUAUGAAAUUCUCAGCAGCUUUCUUACCUGGUGACAACGUAACAAAAAAGCUACAGAUUGAUAAGCUGUGA